GCACUCGGCACCCUCGAGUAAACCCUCGGAGACGAGCACACCCAGCGGGUCUGUUCGGAGAAACUCAUGUUUCUAGAGGGAGAGCGGAUUAUGAACGCGUUCGGGCAGCAGCCGUCGAGCCAGCAGACCAGUCCUCUCCAGCACCACAACGCACAGGACAUCCUGGACAUGACCGUGUACUGCGACACCAACUUCAGCAUGUACCAACAGAACCUCCACCAUCACCACCACCACGCGCAGAGGCCACCUGCGCAUCCUUCCAGCUACGGCCUGGGCGAAUACACCUCAGCCACAGCCAACCCUUACCUGUGGAUGAACAGCCCGGGUAUCACCUCAUCCCCCUACCUCUCAGGUCCGAACGGAGGCUCUUACAUUCAGCCAGGAUUUGGGUCGAACCAGCGGCAGUUUCUUCCUCCUCCCACGGGCUUUGGAAGCGCGGAUCUCGGUUGGCUGUCCAUUUCAAGUCAGCAAGAACUUUUCAAGAUGGUUAGACCGCCUUACUCAUAUUCAGCGCUGAUUGCGAUGGCUAUUCAGAACACGCAGGAUAAGAAACUGACGCUCAGUCAGAUUUAUCAGUAUGUGGCGGACAACUUUCCUUUUUAUAAGAAAAGCAAAGCCGGAUGGCAGAACUCCAUAAGACACAAUCUAUCCUUGAACGAUUGUUUUAAGAAAGUAGCGCGGGAUGAGGACGACCCUGGAAAAGGAAAUUACUGGACUUUGGACCCCAAUUGCGAGAAAAUGUUCGAUAACGGCAACUUCAGAAGGAAGAGGAAGAGAAGAGCUGACGGAAACGGCAGUAGCCUGUCGGUAAAAUCUGAGGACGCGCUCAAAUUGGCGGAAACGGCGAGUCAGAUGAGCGCGUCUCCGCAGAGCCUCCAGAACUCUCCGACCUCAAGCGAUCCCAAAUCUUCCCCCUCACCGUCCGCAGAGCACACCCCGUGUUUUAACAAUUUUAUCGGUAACAUGAACUCAAUAAUGGCUGGAAACGGCAACGGCAUCAGAAGCAGAGACGUCAGUUCUGGACACUUGGGGGACUUUACGCACGGCAUGUCUGGACAUGAAACUGUCUCUUCAUCAGAACCAGGACAUCUCAGCACCAACAGACUGAACUACUACUCAGCGUCCCAUAAUAACAGUGGCUUGAUCAACUCGCUUUCCAACCAUUUCAGUGUCAAUAACCUCAUAUACAGCCGGGACGGAACAGAAGUUUAGAGUUUGUGAACCUCUGUGCUCUGUGAGUACAUGGACAAUAUGUUCUUACUUAGACUUCAUUUCUAUACACGCUCACCUCAGUCGCACAGUUCAUUUUAAUUCAGACUCUGGUGUUUUGGGAUGCAUCAGCAAGUGGAUUUGCAUCAUUUAUAUUUAUUCUGCAAUGAAUAAAUGUAACCUUGCACCUAACUGUGAUACUUAUCAAGUCAACAUGUCUAUUUCCUAGGCCACCAUAACAAGUGCCUUCAGUUUUUUGUAGAACAAAUGUAGAUAUAUUUUAUUUAAAUGGAAUGUUUUGGAUUUGUAAAUAAACGUGCAUAUA
Messenger RNA from Carassius carassius (crucian carp), 1534 nucleotides. It is a transcript of the gene foxi1, whose product is annotated as forkhead box i1. Gene Ontology annotation, biological process: cell differentiation; anatomical structure morphogenesis; regulation of transcription by RNA polymerase II. The record is from RefSeq and is a predicted model, not a curated record. Bases 67 to 1212 code for a protein of 381 amino acids. Gene Ontology annotation, molecular function: RNA polymerase II cis-regulatory region sequence-specific DNA binding; DNA-binding transcription factor activity, RNA polymerase II-specific. NCBI's taxonomy places the organism in Eukaryota, Metazoa, Chordata, Actinopteri, Cypriniformes, Cyprinidae. The transcript has 2 exons.